AUGAACCCCAAGCUACCUCCCGCUGCCUUCGUCAAGCUGUGCGGCGAUAAUGUUGUCGGCACUGCGAGACCAUUGCGUGUCCUUCAAGAGUGCACAUCAGAAAUCGAAGUAUACCAUCUAUAUCUGAGGACGGAUAUGGCGCCGAGUACGGCUCUGCAUGAUCGUGCAGCUGUUCGCCUACUCAAGUUGAACCCCGUAUACGACGCAAAGGAUAAUGACACGUGGACCAUGGCCGACGGGAUGCAAGUCCUCAGCGGCGUCCACCGGUUCGACAUCACCAUCAUGGUGGCAGGGGAGCCAGUGCAGUACAUAUUCGUGCUUCACAAGGAGUCUCCUUAUCUGGAGGAGAUGGCCAAGGGAGGCGAGGUCCCACAAGAGAAGGUCGCCUGGGAGCCCCACACCCGGUUCUCCAGUACCAAUGGGGCCUUCCUGACCGAUAUGGUCAGCAAGGUGAUCCAGGACCCCAUCUGCCCCACCUCCAGGCAUCCAACUCGGGUGGCCUUCCUCAAUCUUCCGGACGUGAUUACACACAUUGACGGUUUCAUGGCGGAUAUUCGCCUCCACACGACGCCUAUGAUCGAGCGGGACAUUGGCAGGCUGCUGGAGGAGGAGGAGGCGGCGGCGGACGGGUCAUCGGGUGGUCGAAGUGGAGAGGCGGAAGAGGUGACUGAGGACGCCCGGGGAAGGUUGAGUGACCCGGCUGGAGGGGUGGAUGGUGGCUCGGAGGCGAGAAGUCCUGUGCGGAGGAGGGAGAAACGAUCAUUGUCGGCAGAGAGCCGUGUUGAGAGUCCUGCGCCCAGCUUCAGCAACAAGCGGAUCCGACUCAGCCGUGGCGGGAGUGGAUGGUCGCGGACCGCCGAAACAUUGGAAGUUCGACCGGAAGGCGACUCCACGAUGGAGGUUGAGGCCGUUGGGGGGCAGGGGGGUAUCUCUGCGGUGGCUAAAGUGGCAAUGCCAGAAGCCUCCGGCUCGAGGCCGAUGGAGCAGCCGAGAGCCCGGAGCAGGUUGUCCGAGCUGGACGCCCUGAAGUCGCCAAGGCCGGGUCCUGUGCCUUCGGCCAUGACUUGUCUAUUUGUACCACCUGAAUAA
This is a messenger RNA of Dioszegia hungarica, 1089 nucleotides long. RefSeq lists its product as uncharacterized. The record is from RefSeq and is a predicted model, not a curated record. NCBI's taxonomy places the organism in Eukaryota, Fungi, Basidiomycota, Tremellomycetes, Tremellales, Bulleribasidiaceae. The coding region runs from base 1 to 1089 and encodes 362 amino acids. The transcript is spliced from 8 exons.